This is a messenger RNA of Sorex fumeus (smoky shrew), 511 nucleotides long. Its product is annotated as glycine cleavage system H protein, mitochondrial-like. Gene Ontology annotation, biological process: protein lipoylation; glycine decarboxylation via glycine cleavage system. The transcript has a single exon. NCBI's taxonomy places the organism in Eukaryota, Metazoa, Chordata, Mammalia, Eulipotyphla, Soricidae. Gene Ontology annotation, cellular component: mitochondrion; glycine cleavage complex; cytoplasm. The record is from RefSeq and is a predicted model, not a curated record. The coding region runs from base 10 to 510 and encodes 166 amino acids.
CCCUGCAUCAUGGCGCUGCGAGCCGCGUGGAGCGUGCGGGCAGCCGUCCGCUGCCUGCACGCCACGCGCGUCCGGGCCUGGGCCCCGCGGGCGGGUGCCGCGCGGACCCUGGGCGCUGGCGGGGCGCUGCGGGCCGUGCGAAAGUUCACAGACAAACAUGAAUGGAUCACAACGGAAAACGGUAUCGGAACAGUGGGAAUCAGCAAUUUUGCACAGGAAGCUUUGGGAGACGUCGUUUACUGUAGCCUGCCUGAAGUCGGGACGAAGCUCAACAAGCAAGAUGAGUUUGGUGCUUUGGAAAGCGUGAAAGCUGCUAGUGAACUCUAUUUGCCUUUAUCAGGAGAAGUAACUGAAAUUAAUGAAGCUCUUGCAGAAAAUCCAGGACUUGUCAAUAAGUCUUGUUAUGAAGAUGGUUGGCUGAUCAAGAUGACACUGAGUAACCCUUCAGAACUAGCUGAACUGAUGAGUGAAGAAGCGUAUGAGAAAUACAUGAAAUCUAUUGAGGAGUGAA